Molecule: messenger RNA, 1611 nt
Organism: Enterobius vermicularis (human pinworm)
Lineage: Eukaryota; Metazoa; Nematoda; Chromadorea; Rhabditida; Oxyuridae
Source: the annotation of a GenBank genome assembly
AUGGCUUUGGCUUCUUAUUCAGGCCGUUUUCUGUUUGAUUUUAUCAAUCUGCUUACGGUAAAAAUGCUAAAAUCAGCUCGGUACAAGUUUGACAGAGGCAUUUGUCGGCAAAUUGAGGUUCUACAUGAAUAUCAAUCACCUGGGCCGGGAGCCCAAGCUUGUGAAAAAAGCGAAGCUGUUAUUGAAUCGUCAUCGAAUGAACGGACGUCUAUUGUCAAUUUUGUAAUUGCUGAAUUGGUUAACACCGAGAAGACUUAUGUUCGAGAACUAAGGUCGGUUGUCGAAUAUUACAUAAAGCCGUUUAAAUCGCCAGAAAACACUUCUUUGAUUCCAGCACACUUAAGAGAUCGAAGUGAUAUUGUUUUUGGUAAUAUUCCGGACUUGCUGGAUUUUCAUGACAAGGAUUUACUAACUGAUUUUCUGAAAGCUGCUGAUUCUGUGGUUGAUAUUUGCAACUGUUUCGUGAAUCAUCGGAACCAAUUCUUUCAUUUAUACCACACAUACUGUCAGAACAAGCCACUGAGUGAAGCACUUCGACGUGAACAUGCUGAUAGUUCAAAAUUCUUUGCUGCAAGAUCUAUCUUUACAGCUUGUUUACAGGAUUGUCAAAAACGAGCCGGUCAUCCACUCUCCCUCGGGGCGUAUCUACUGAAGCCAGUUCAACGGAUUACAAAAUAUCAGCUUCUACUAAAAGAAUUACGUCGGCACUGUGCGGAGGAAGUAAGAUUGGAUGUGGAAGCUGCGUUAUCUUCUAUGCUGGAUUUGUUGGCACAACUGAAUGCAGCAAUGCAUCGAUUGCACAUAUCGGGUUUUGCUGGUGAUUUGACUCAUCUUGGUCCUUUGCGACUGCAGACCGAAUGCGAUGUAUUCCCAUUUAAGAAGAAAUCUCGACGUUUAAAUAAAGCUCAAAGGCGAUAUCUCUUCCUCUUUGAUAGGGGAAUACUGUUCUGCAAAAAGCGAGUGCAGCCAGUGUCUUAUGCUCCUGAAUAUUAUGAGCACAAACUCUGUAUACCGACAUGUAGUCUCGGCUUUGCGGAAACAUCAAAAACGUCUCCUUCCCGUUUUGAAAUAUGGGAUGAUACUAAAAGUGAGGCAUAUGCUAUUCAACCCCUUGAAGAGGCAGAUCUUUCCCGGUGGACUCAUCUUUUGCAACGAAUUACCGGUGAGUGCUUGGCUGAAAAGAUAAAACGGACGCAGAGGCCACAGUCUUGGACUUCGACUGUUUCUAACGAUAGCACAGCUUCGGCACGUUCCUCUGGCGGUGAGACGACGACAAGUGUCGAAAGGUACAGUAUUCGUUUGCUUUUAAGCAAUUAUAGACAAAUUAUUUCAAUAGCUGUACGCAACGGCGCGGCGGACCCAAAUGGUAACCACUCUCAAGCGUGUCCGUCCUCCUCGGGAUCUUCAGCGUUUGCCCCAUCUCCAGACGCAUCUUGUUCUCCGUCCAGGCAGCCGUCUAAAUGUGAUCGAAAUGUUAAUGCUAACAACGAUAGUGAUCUCUUGAAGUUGCGGUCCAUGAGCUGUAACGAGGAGUCUAUGGAAUCAAUGGAUACGCAUUUGAAUACGAUAGUGGAAAGCUCAUCACAGAGCGAAUUGUUAGCGGCAAUCUGA